GAAAGUUGUUCGAUCAGAAGCAAACUAAGCGCAUAAACAAUCAACUCAUGCAGUACCACUGCUUCGACGCACUGAUUAUGCGAGAUGAUACAGUAGCGGUAGUAAAUUGGUGGAAGCGCGUGUUAUAACACAACUAGCGUUUAAUAAUUUCAUUUUGUGACAGCAGAACACGUUUCAGUACCUAACUGAUUUGAAAGAGAGCAGUACCGUUAGCUGGCUAACGUUAGCAGCCAUGGCGGAGGUCCCAGGUACUUCUAACGUUAGUGAAACGAUAACGGAGACGGUCCAGACCAACACACCGCCACCGCCCCAGCAGGAGGGUCGAAGUCUGACCAUAAAACUCAGGAAGCGGAAAACUGAGAAGAAGGUGGAGUGGUCCAGCGACACGGUUGACAACGAACAUCUGGGCAGGAGAUCAUCAAAAUGUUGCUGUAUAUAUGAGAAGCCACGUCAAUUUGGCGAGUCGUCCACAGAGAGUGAAGGGGAGGACGAAGAUGGGUGCGGGAGUGCACAUUGCAUCAUGGGCCAUGGGAGCCGGCACAGAGAGGGUGGAGGAGGCGGCGGUGGUGGUGGUACAGCUCCCCCUAGCUCUGGAGGUCCACACACCCACUGAUGCAUGUCAGUGUAGCUGGUGGCCGGCUGGUGGGGGUUUGCAGUCUGUGACCGUCAUAAAGAUAGCUCUACUCACCCCUCAUUGCACUCAGUCACUGCAUUCCCUGGAGAGAAAAUGAGAAUCACACACAGACACAGGCUCUGAUGCAAGAGAACCAAACCGUUUUCACAAUCACAAUGCUUCGGAUGUGUGUGGCAGGAGAGUAAGGGUGGGGUGAGGUUAAAUAAUUGUACAUAUAGGUCAGUUUUGCCUCUUUUUACAUAGUUGAUUUCCCGUAUUAUUUAUUUAUCUGUCUUAAUAUUAGCUUUAAGUAGAGUGAAUUUUAGUAAUUUCAUUAGAUGGCGCCCUCAGUGGGAAUGUCUCCAUGCCGAGCAUCUUGUGCUUCAAGAGGUUUGGAUUGUUUUGGCCUCCUGGCCAAGUGCCGUUGGCACUGUCCCUGUGGUGAUGUUCAUCUUAUCACUUUACAAUUUAAUAUGACUGAGAACGUUGAGUUCUUUUGCACACCUCCUUGGGACGGGUGUGUCAGAGAAAGCCCACAGGGUCAUCAACAUAAAAAAAGUAGCAAGCUUCCACACACUGUCCUCAUUUGCAAUUGUAACUUUAAUUUGCAAUGUUUAUCAUCAUCAGGCAAACAUUGCAAAUUAAAGUUACAAUUGCAAAUGAAGACAGUGUGCGGGAGCUUGCAAGUUUUUUUUUUACAAUUUAACAUGACCAAAUUAGACACUUUAAAUACUGAAAAAAAAGAAAAACCCAUUAAUAUUACUACUCUAUAACAUAACAAGCAACUCGAGACCAUGAAGAGUUGACCACAUUUGUGAAUUCCCUAACAGCUUUGCAUGGACACAAGCCCUGGCAACUUGCUGCAGACUCCACAUAGUUCUGACAAUCUGUGUGCUUGAUACGAGUGUGACCUAGCUUAUGGCUUAGUGUGUUAAAGGUGCACACUGCACCUGCUGUGAGUAUAUAAACGUUUGAUUCCUAAAGCACUCAUCUGUAAUCUGAUGAGGCUUCACCCAUGGAAGCAGAGAAGAGCCUGAGCAGCUGGCAUUAAUAUAUCGGCCCGUUAAACAGUGCUGAUCUUAACACAUUUAGAUUCCUUUCAACUUUUAAUUGUGAGACAAAAUCUAUAUAAAUAAUUCAGUGAUCAAACAUGAGACUUGGCUCUCGUGGGCAGACCUCCCUAUACUCUUGUCUUAGCUCUCACACAUGAACACAAAUCUCAGCAUCUCACACACCACUGCUUUUAAAAACAAAAGGCUUCUGACAGGGUAGUCUUCAGAUUGGUCUCUCAGACGGAACCAGAGUUCAUCCUAAGAACAUCACAUGACAUUUGAAACUUCCAGUCCCAGAGCACUGCUAAGCUGAGUUAAGGGCCAAUUAAUAUGCUACAUGCAUGUAGUUCAGGGUGUGGCCCUGCCCUGCACCAGACAGCCUGGGUGUGAGAGUCAGUGUGUGUGUAUGAGGGUGGGUGCAUGGCUAAUCGCUGUCUGAAAUGGCGUGUUUGUGAUUCAUGUCUCCUGCCCAGCUUCGGCUGGACUCUGCCACCUGGUCAUCAGUGUUCCACAUCUGACUGCUUAGCCUCACACCACAGGAAUCUCCUACCAGUAUAUGCCACCAUUUUCUACAAUAAAACCUGCAGUAUGUAUGUACUCUGAUGUUACUUAACAGAUGAUGCACAUGUGUGUAUAUAAUGAAAACAUAACAGAUUUAAUGUGAAUAAAGAGGUUUGACCUGCGAUUGUAA
Molecule: messenger RNA, 2356 nt
Organism: Alosa sapidissima (American shad)
Lineage: Eukaryota; Metazoa; Chordata; Actinopteri; Clupeiformes; Clupeidae
Gene: ppp1r11
Product: protein phosphatase 1, regulatory (inhibitor) subunit 11
Exons: 3
Coding region: 233-613 (126 amino acids)
Cellular component (GO): nucleus
Molecular function (GO): protein serine/threonine phosphatase inhibitor activity; protein phosphatase 1 binding
Source: RefSeq, a predicted model, not a curated record